UUCUCUGACUCUUCUCUCUCAACAACAGCUCCAAUCCCAUCACAGCUCCAAAUCUCCCAAAAAGACCGUCGUUUUCCGACCAAAUACUCACCGGAAAAUUCCAAAAGGCCGUCAUUUCCAGGCGAAAAGAGUUUCGCCAGAAAAACCCAUCUCUCUAACAUCCCCAUCUCCCGUCCUCAAAUCUCUGCCGUUGAAAACCCACCAUUCCUAAAUCUCCAUCGAGCUUUUUCAAAUCUCGGCCGGAAAAUCACCCAAAAGCCGUCAUUUCCCGGCAAAAGAACCUCGCUGGAAAAACCCAUCAUGCCAUUCCAAGCCCAAUCUCAGAAGACGAGAAAAACCCUAGCAUCUGAGCUUCUGUAGUCCCAAAUCCAGACGCAAAUGGGAAGCUGUUGUAGCAAGCAGAAAAAGAAGCCGACUCCACCUCCGCAUCCCCAUUUCCCGGCGAAACCUCCCGUGUCAGAAUCUGACCCACAGCUCGAAGAUAACCUGAGCAGAGCUCCUCCCCCACCUCCACCUCCUCCUAUUGAAGAGGAGACGGUAAAGGAAGUGCUUCCGGAGACAUCAAAACCCUCCAUUCCGAAGUUCGAAGAAGAAGAUGAGAACGAGAAAAAAGCUCCGAUCGUGAUUAACGGCUGCGAUGAAAUCUCUGAAAUCUCCGAUCUCUGUAGCUUGAGCGAGAGCGUUUCCACAACAACGAUGACAGAGAAGAAAGGCGAGGAUGGAGACGACGGAGAGGUCGAAAUGCGGCGGGUAGAGAACAGAUCUCCGGCCAAGUUCCAACGGAAAAGGUCAGUUCCCGGCGACUUUACCGGCAGACGAGAUCGGGGUGGGAAGUCUCCGGCGAGGAGAUCAGAACCGUCUCCGGGGCGGAGGACGCCGGGGAGGGAACAGACGAACCGGGCUCGGAUUCCUGCCGGGAACCAUGGGUUCCGGCGAGAUGUAGGGGAGAAUUCCGGCAGAAGAUCGAGGUCUCCCGCUACGAGGGCGGAACGGAAUGCGGCGGCGAGGCGGGAUCUCGGCAGGAGCCCGUCUGCGAGAAAGACCGGGCGGUCGCCAGCGAGGAUUCCGGCGGGGUUGGCGGAUGAAGGUGGCCGGAGACCGGCGGAGAGGAAGGAGGAUGGCGGUGUUCCUCCGGCGAACGAAUCGCUCGAAAAUCCUCUGGUUUCUUUGGAGUGUUUCAUCUUUCUGUAAGUUUCCUUCUGCUGGUGGCCCACCUUCGCUGGGGCCCACAUGGAUGCAUGUUCAGCUGAUAAAGACCGUUCAUCUGAUGAGCUGUGUUCUUGAUGGACGGGUCAUAUCAAAAUCAUGAGGCUGAUGGGACAACAGCGACUGCUGGCUUUGUGUGUGUUUUCAACCGUCCAUUAAGCCCGCUAUAAUCGGGCCGUAUAUGGUUGCCAGCUGCUGUGAAAAACUGUACGAUUGCCCGUCCACUAGUGGGCCCCACCUCACCAGACGAUCCGAUUAUCUGUUUAUACGGCCAGGUGGUCCCAUUCCGGUUUUGACAGUGUUGCAGUUCAAGCGCGAAGAAUCCCAGAUAGACGGAAAUGAAGAUAAGAAGAAGGCUGGUAGUCGCGGGACCACUGGAAAUUGUGGUCCGCGAAAUCCAGACCGCACAUUCCGAGGUGAAUUUCCCGGCAAUUUUGAUUGACCGGAGGUUGUCUCCAUACGGGGGAAAGAAAAGUGUAAUUUCCAAUGCUUUCAGUAAAUGUGGUACGAUCUAGACCGUAGAUUUGUAGCAUUUAUUGAGAUGGCUAGAAUCAUCCGAUCUAUGUGACUUUUUUUUUAUUGUGGUCCCCUGAAAUGUGUCCUCAUCUAGCGGACAGUCGGGAUGGAUGGAUGGAUUGGACGGUUAAAAUUUGUGGGUGCAGAGCAGUGGACCAUUUUUUACCAUUUUCUUUUAAGACGGUGCGGUUGGGAGUAGGCCGAGAUUUUUGUCUUGUAGUGGGGUUGUUGCUGGGAUUGGGAAUGUAGCCGUUAUGUCUGUAAAAAAGAAAAAAGGAUAAAGAAAAGUAAAAAAAAAAAAAGGGUGAGUGGGAGAAGGUAUGGAAAAAAGAGAUAUUUUACUAUUAUUUUUUGACCUUUUUUUCACUGUGGGUGAUGUGGCAUGUAUUUUCCUCGUGAUCAGUGAUUGCGGAUCUGUUUUCGUGAUCCUGUUUUUCUUUCUCCGUGAAUCUGAUGGGCUUGCUUUUAGGAAAACUUUAA
This is a messenger RNA of Magnolia sinica, 2202 nucleotides long. RefSeq lists its product as uncharacterized. NCBI's taxonomy places the organism in Eukaryota, Viridiplantae, Streptophyta, Magnoliopsida, Magnoliales, Magnoliaceae. Bases 379 to 1191 code for a protein of 270 amino acids. The transcript has a single exon. The record is from RefSeq and is a predicted model, not a curated record.